Messenger RNA from Anopheles cruzii, 2691 nucleotides. Its product is annotated as WD repeat-containing protein 20. The transcript has 5 exons. The record is from RefSeq and is a predicted model, not a curated record. Gene Ontology annotation, molecular function: protein binding. Bases 5 to 2584 code for a protein of 859 amino acids. NCBI's taxonomy places the organism in Eukaryota, Metazoa, Arthropoda, Insecta, Diptera, Culicidae.
AAAGAUGGCUGUGCAAUUGGACAGCAGCGGUAAAGAUGAUUUGAAAACGCAGUUCACUUCCCCCGAAGGGGACUACCGAUUAAUGACGCUCUCGGAGUACUCCCGGCCGAACCGCGUCGGGUACCAGAACAAUCAGAACAGUCCGCAGGUUCGCGUUUCGAUCGUGUCACUGCCGGCCCCACCGCCUCCCGCGAUCGGCCAGCUGGUGGCCGGAGCAGUUCCCAACAACACCAGCAACAGCAAUAUCGCCCUCACCAAACCUCAAUCCUUUGCGAACGGCCUGGAACACCAGACAACACCCGGAUUCAGCGCGCCGGUCGGUGGGGACCGAAUAUGUUUCAAUUACGGCAAAGAGCUCUACGUAUACUCCUACCGGGGAGCCAAGAAGGCAACGGACCUCAACAAACCGAUAGACAAAAAGCUGUACAAAGGUACGUCGCCGAGUUGCCACGAUUUUAACGGAACUGCAGCAACGUAUGAGGGAGCUCCACUGCUGGUCGGCUUCAGUACGGGGCAAAUUCAGCUGGUCCACCCGGGACGCCGAGAACAGGGAAAACUAUUCAACGAAGAGAGAAAUAUCGACAAAACUAAAGUUACCUGCCUCAAGUGGAUACCGGGAUCUCAGAAUCAGUUUUUGGUUUCUCACGCCAGCGGCUGUAUAUAUCUCUAUAACGAGGAGCUGCCCUGCACACCGGCCUCACCGAGCUACCAACCCUACAAGGGCGGCGAUGGGUACAUUGUGUUCGCGAGCAAGUCGAAAGCAACGAAGAACCCGCUCUACAAAUGGUGCUUCGGGCAGCACGAAAACGCCAGCAUCAACGAGUUUUGCUUCUCGCCGUGCGGCCAGCAUCUGGCCGUUGUGUCGCAGGACGGCUUUCUGCGCAUCUUCCACUACGAGCGCAUGGAGCUGGUAGGAAUCGUGCGUUCCUACUUCGGGGGCUUCCUGUGCGUUUGCUGGAGCCCGGACGGCAAGUAUGUGGUGGUAGGCGGUGAAGAUGACCUCGUGACGGUGUUCUCGCUGCACGAGCAACGGGUGGUGGCGCGAGGGCAGGGCCAUCGGUCGUGGGUAUCGGUGGUCGCUUUCGAUCCGUACACCACCUCAUACAACAACCUCGAUGGGGAUGAUCUGUCCGAGGAGGAACUAUCGUUCGGAGAGCAACGCGGUUCCCACCAUCCGCAUCACGCCACCGGCUACUGCCACCCGGAUGGCGGUGCGAAUGCAACGAAGCAGCAGCAACUACCACCGGCAUCAGUGACGUGCGACAAGCUAACGGCACAGAAUCGCCUGGCCACCUGCUACCGGCUCGGUUCGGUCAGCCAAGACACGCAGAUAUGUCUGUGGGACAUAACGGAAGACGUGCUGAGGCAAUCGUUCGGGCGUGUCGUCAAGUCCGCCAACCAUACCGGCGUGAAAGAUGUGAUGAUGAACGGUAUGUCGAAUGGUAUCGGUGACACAAAGAUGGACAAGUUCAGUGUUGGCAGCUCCAAGGGCAAAGCCGGCGGAGACGAUACGGUGGACAAUGCUAGCUUUAAACCGCAAAUAACACCCACGUUGGGCUUAAUCGGUAACAGUAGUGCGUACAGCAAUACUGGCACCAUCAAACCGAUCGGUAAUACGUACGGUACUUUGAAUUGUGAUGAUAAAGCUAAUAGCGACAGUAGCAGUGAUAAAGAAUCGGUUGAUAGUAAAAUUGUUAAACGAGCCAACAGCAGCGGGGCCGCCGAUGGGGCCGUAGCCCCGUCCGAGGAUGCCGGUGGCAGCGGCACGAAGCCCUCAACGACAACGACGGUGGUGGGUGGUGGUGGCGGCAAGAAGGACAAGUCCUCCGGUAAAGGGGGCAGUGACUCGCAGAGUGGCAGCGGCGGCCAGCAUUCCAGCACGUUCAAUUCGAUAACGCAACGCUUGACGAGUCUUAGCUUUGGCAAUAGUGGUGGCGCCGGCGGCAGUGGCAGUAGCGCCAGCAGUGGCAGCGGCAGUAGCUGUGAUAAGAAUGACAAACCUAGCAAGGCGGCCGGUGGCGGCGGCGGUGGAGGCGGCAGCAAGCGCAGUAUCAUAACGAUAGGCAGUAAAACUUUUAGCAACAGCAGCAAUAGCAAUAGCAACAGUCUUAACAACAAUCAUGUUCUAAACAGCAUAAACAGUAAUAAUAACCCCGCCCUGUCCACCGGCUCGCCGUCGGGAAGUGGUGGCAGUGGCGGCGGAGUGUCAAGCACCCUGAGCGCCCUCAUGAGUUCGUCGCUGACGAAGAACAAAUCGGGCGGUGGUGGCGCAAGCGGCAACACCGGCGCCCUGCUCGGUUCGGGUGGGUUUGCACCGUGCGGUCGGAUUGCUUCGUCGUACGACCCGAUGAAACUGAUCGGAACGCCCGCCUGUCCCCGCUACGACGACUGUCCAGUAUUAGAGCCGCUGAUCUGCAAAAAGAUUGCCCACGAGCGGCUGACGGCGCUCAUCUUCCGCGAGGACUGCUUUCUCACCGCCUGCCAGGAUGGUUUCGUGUAUACGUGGGCGCGGCCGGGCUUUGUUAAUAUUCCACAGCAUUUAUCUUCGACACCUUCGGCACCACCAGGGGGAACGGUAGUGUAAAUAUUUUAAGUUAAUAUUGAACGUUCACAACCAACCAGCAGCAGCCCCCGUCCUACAUCCGCAGCUCUGUCCCACGCCUCCCAUUUUCCUCACCACGCAAGCCAUUA